CAGCCAAAGGAAAGCCAGGACCCAGCUGUGCCACCCUCUGGCACCACAGACGUGGCACAGACCCCUCCCACCCCCAGGAGCGGGCAAUUAACGCUAAUUAGGGAAAGAGGCAGCUUCCCUUGGGAGUUUUGGACUGGUUUUUUACUCUGAAUUCAAGGGAAAUAAAGGAGAAGGGGGUGUUGGCAAGGCCAGGUGCUGAACCUGGGUGGAUGCAACCCCAUUGUCAGUCCAGGCUGGGGAUGGACAGACCAGGAGCAGCCCUGACAAAAAGGAUUUGGGGUUCCUGUCCAUGGCAGGGGGAUUGGAACUAUGUGACCUUGAAAGAUGAUCCUGUUUGGCUCAGUGGCAUUAAUGGAGUGAGAAGAAGAUGAAAAAGUGGCUUCAAGAGCUCAGCUUUCAAAGAGGCUGGUGAACCUUUUCUUCAGGUCGCCGUGCGCCCGCGGCUGCCGAGGGGGAGUGGGAAGGGCUGGCUGGGAAGCAGGAGGACAGGGAGCAGCGUUUCCCGGAGGGAAGGAAGGAAGGAAGGAUUCCCGGCUGGAGCGGGAGCGGAGGAGAGAGGGGGCGGCUCCUCCGCCUGCCUCGGAGGGCUUUUAAUUGCUGUGAAGGACUUCAGUCAAUGCUUUACAUUUAUCCUACCCGGAGGAUUUCAGACACUUCUAAUGGGCUGCUAACCCAGGACACAGGCACAGCAGGAUUUUAACAGUGGGAAGAUGCUGACGGACAGGAAUGAAUCCUGGCUCUCUAAUUUCUCCUCUGCUGCCUCCUCCUUUGCAAGGGGAGGGGUUGGGCUCCAGGAGGUGCUGGUGGGGCUGGUCCUCACCCUCAUUGACGUGGUGACACUGCUGGGAAACACCGUGGUGUUCCUCUGCCCCGUGGUGGAGAAGAGGCUGCGCACUGUCACCUACAUGUUCAUCAUGUCCCUGGCCAUGGCAGACUUCCUCGUGGCCUGUCUGGUGAUGCCCUUCAGCAUCAUCUACGAGGUGACGGGGAUGUGGCUCUUUGGGAAGCUGUUCUGCAAAGUCUGGAUCUCCUUCGAUGUCAUGUUCUGCACCGCGUCCAUCGUCACGCUGUGCUUCAUCAGCCUGGACAGGUACUGCUCCGUGGUCACCCCCUACCACUACUCCAGGAGGAUGUCCCGGGGCAGAUGCAUCGUGAUGACCUGCACGGUCUGGGUCUAUUCCUCCCUCAUUUCCUUCCUUCCUGUCAUGCAAGGCUGGAAUGAGAUCCCCGGGGUGGACUUUGAUGCGGGCAGGGAAUGCAUCUUCGUCACCAACUGGGUUUUUGCCAUCGUGGCUUCCGCCCUGGCCUUUUUCCUUCCCUUCAUGGUCAUGUGCAGCAUGUACUUCUUCAUCUACCGAGCCUCCCGCCUCAAGGCCACGCGCAUCAUGUCCCAGACGCUGGAGAUCCACUACCACCCCAACAGCAAGAGGCAGAACCACCUGCAGCUGGAGAACAAGGCCACGAGGACCAUCAGCAUCAUCAUCUCCGUGUUCGUGCUGUGCUGGCUGCCCUACUUCGUGCUCAAUGUCUGGCUGGCAGCCAGAGGCACCGACUCCACCAGCACCGUGCUGCUCGGCACCUUCAAGAUCAUCACCUGGCUGGGCUACUGCAACUCCACCAUCAACCCCCUGCUCUACGCCUUCCUCAACAGGGACUUCCAGCACGCCCUCAAGAAGCUGCUCCUGUGCAGGCGCAGGUCGCAGGUGGACGCUGGGGAAGACAUGGUUUCCAUAGCCACGUUUUCCAAGACCGCUCCAGAUCUGGAAUACAGCGUGACGGUGCCCAACGGUGCCCCGAAGGGCAAACCCAAGUCAUAGGGAUUCAGGAUCAGUCGCUGGAGGUGGUGAUAUAGAAAGUGCUGGAGCACAUCCCAAAGGAAAAACAAAGGGUAGGAAAAGAGGGGAAGGAGGGGCUGGAAUAUUACAGCUGGGGACAAUACAACAAAGAUGCAUUUCUUCACCUUCCACAGUUUCAAUAAUGAGAAACUCAGAUAUUUUAGGGGCAAUUUGUUACAUAUUAAUGGAACUAAUUAAUUCCUGGAUAAUUAUUUUUCUAAUGAGCACUUUCUAAGACAAAUUCAACCUCCAUGUUGGGUAAAAAAAAACCAAACCAGUAUGGCAUAAUGCGACCUUAUAUUUGUGCACAUCCUGGUGAUCUGUGUCAGGUACACAGUGUUUCUUAUCAAGCUACUGUAGCUUUUCAUCUCAGAGUUUCAUUACAGAUUUGACCAGUUUUAGUAACUCCACGUGUGCCAGUCUGUGUAUGGGAAUUAGAGGAGGGAUGUGCUCGCUUCCUAAAGAGGCACCACUCUGCAGCCUGGGCUGUUGCUUAGGGUUCAGCUCACUGGCUUCUACAACAUCUGGAUAUUCAGAACUUUCCGUGGCCUUCUGUGAAUUAUCUGUGGGUUUCCUUGUUCAUUCUGGACGGGGACGUUCCCUGUGGCAGACCCCAGGAGAUGACAGACUUGCUGCAACAGCAGGAGCACUGCAGUUUCAAAGCUACAGCUGGUGACACCAUCUGAAGAUGGGAUGUGAAGAGGAAUUAUUACUUGUGUGUACACUGUAGUAUCUACCACAGAGACAUCAAAAAAUCAUGAUAAAUGGAAAUUAUUUUUACUACUCCCAAGUGCUCAUCUGGACUUCCAACAGCACUGGCUCCCUGCAGGAAAGCUACAAGUGCCUCACUGAAGGGUUACUCUGAAAAGGUAGCAGGGGACUGUCCUCAGAGGUAGCAAAUGCAGGAGGACCUGCCUGGAGCAGCUGAGAGCUACUGAAGAAACCAGCACAAGGGUCAGGAGUUCUCUCUCAAGAGGCUGGUAGAACAAACAGCCCUGACCUGGGGUUCAACAGUGGUUCUCCUGUGAAAUCACUCUCCAUGGAGAGUGUUCCAGACCCUCUGACUCCAGCAACGACAUGGAAGUGGUAACUACACCUUAUCCUGGGGGAAGCAUCCUGUGGGCACAAAGAUCUCUCACUCACCCAGCAAGCUGACAUUUACAAGCUUCAAGAAAACCCAAGACA
Messenger RNA from Passer domesticus (house sparrow), 3020 nucleotides. RefSeq names its product probable G-protein coupled receptor No9. Gene Ontology annotation, biological process: G protein-coupled receptor signaling pathway, coupled to cyclic nucleotide second messenger; chemical synaptic transmission. Bases 711 to 1817 code for a protein of 368 amino acids. NCBI's taxonomy places the organism in Eukaryota, Metazoa, Chordata, Aves, Passeriformes, Passeridae. The transcript has 8 exons. Gene Ontology annotation, molecular function: G protein-coupled serotonin receptor activity; neurotransmitter receptor activity. Gene Ontology annotation, cellular component: plasma membrane; dendrite. The record is from RefSeq and is a predicted model, not a curated record.